This is a messenger RNA of Rattus rattus (black rat), 1536 nucleotides long. It is a transcript of the gene Zcchc9, whose product is annotated as zinc finger CCHC-type containing 9. NCBI's taxonomy places the organism in Eukaryota, Metazoa, Chordata, Mammalia, Rodentia, Muridae. The transcript is spliced from 6 exons. Gene Ontology annotation, molecular function: nucleic acid binding; zinc ion binding. The record is from RefSeq and is a predicted model, not a curated record. The coding region runs from base 113 to 928 and encodes 271 amino acids.
CACUUCCGGUCUCCAUGGCCCCGCCUUCUUCCGGGUCUGGGCUUCUCUGGCUCGUUGUCUCAGCUGCUCUGGAGGAUUCAGACGGGAUUAGUUAAGUACCUCUGAUCCAGCCAUGACCAGGUGGGCUAGAGUUACAACUUCAAAUAGUAAGAGACCCUUGUCAGCAACAUCAUGGGAGGACAUGAAGAAGGGCUCUGCAGAGGGCGCAAACCAAAACCCUCCAAGUCAUAAGCGAUGUCAAGUCAGUGGGCUGUCCCUUAGAAACGACGCACCUCAGGCAAAACACAAGAAGAACAAAAAGAAAAAAGAGUAUUUGAAUGAAGAUGUGAAUGGGUUCAUGGAAUACCUGAAGCAGAGCUCACAGGUGCUUCACAAUGGACAGCUGAUAGCAGCCGACAGCAGAGACGUAAGGGAAGAAAUUGCAGUGGCCUUAAAGAAGGACAGCCGGCGGGAAGGAAGGCGGCUAAAGAGACAGGCAACAAAGAAGAAUUCGAUGGUGUGUUUCCACUGUCGACAACCUGGCCAUGGAAUCGCUGACUGCCCAGCUGUGCUAGAGAGUCAGGACAUGGGCACCGGCAUUUGUUACCGCUGCGGGUCCACGGAGCACGAGAUGACGAAGUGCAGAGCUAACGUAGACCCUGCACUUGGCGAAUUUCCUUUUGCAAAGUGUUUUGUCUGCGGAGAAAUGGGACACCUGUCCAGAUCCUGCCCUGAUAACACCAAAGGAGUCUAUGCUGACGGUGGCGGCUGUAAACUCUGUGGCUCCGUGGAACAUUUUAAGAAAGAUUGCCCUGAAAAUCAGAACUCAGAUCGAAUCAUCACAGUUGGUCGCUGGGCAAAGGGAAUGAGUGCAGACCACGAAGAUGUUCUGGAUGUGCCCAAACCACAGAAACCUAAAACAAAAGUACCCAAAAUAGUUAAUUUUUGAUAAGAAUUGGUACAGUUGUUAAGUACCAUCUCAAGGUUACUUCCCAAAGUAGGCCUUUAGAGAUUAAAGCUGGCCCGAGUGGGGGCAAACUUGUAUUAGAGACACGACUCUGGUCUUGAUGGGGGUCAGGCUGCCUGCAGUCUGUCUAUUAAGGAGUACAGAGUGAUUGAUUAUAGUCUCUAGACGUGUGUGUGUGUGUGUGUGUGUGUGUGUCUGUCUGUCUGUCUGCCUGCCUGUCUCUCUGUGCCCGUGUGUCUAUCUGUAUUUGAAACAGAGUCUAUGUAGCCCAGGUUGGCUUCAGACUAAUAACUGUGCACCGGGUCCAGAGUACUGAGAUUCAGGCAAUGUGACAGAGCUUUUUUAUCAGAUGGAACUUAGAAACAGCUAAGUGCCUCUACCUGAUGGUGGCAGUCACUGCUAUAAAUGUAAAUUAUGACUCAAAAUUGACCCCUAAACAAAGCACAUGCAUUUCAGCUUGUGAAUAAAUAUUUUGUUAUAUGCUCUUAAUUCAGAGUAUCAAUUUAUUGUCAUAGAAAUUUAUUUAUAUGUUGUCACAAAAUCUGUAAUUUUUAGUGCUGAAUAAAAUUAUAUCAGCUGUUUGUCUUUGC